Molecule: messenger RNA, 680 nt
Organism: Topomyia yanbarensis
Lineage: Eukaryota; Metazoa; Arthropoda; Insecta; Diptera; Culicidae
Exons: 2
Coding region: 39-680 (213 amino acids)
Source: RefSeq, a predicted model, not a curated record
UGCCCUUAGAUAUUACGUUUUGAAUAAACGGUAUAGAAAUGUCCGAUACGGAGUCAGAAAAUGAUAAAAUCAAAAAGGUUCUGGAUGCUGCCGAUACCACAUUAAUUAACGAUGGAAUGUUUCAAAAUCCAAUUAACGGACAGGAAGCGAACACUGGCAUUGAAAACCCAACUGUUCAGUGUUACCCAUCUAAUCGCUAUUUGAUUGAGGAUGGCAAUACUUGCGAAACAAACAUCAAUGUUACGGAAUCGAUGAGAAACUUUUUUGGAAAAAAACUAUCAUCAAUUAUCGACCAGACAAUCGAAUUCGUAUAUACAGAUGAUGGCACGCUCAAGAAAAAGUGCUCUGAUCCUUGUGGCGUAAGACUUCUUAAAGAUUGCGAUGUUUUUUUGCAAGUUUCCUCGAAUGUUGAAUCGAAGACGAAAUUUAAAAACCACAAAAAAGUAAGGCGACAACUUGAUAAAAUUGAAAUGAAAAAAGUUCAACUAGUCGCAGUUGAUGCUAAUUACGUUGCGCAUAAAACAACGCAAUGUUGGUCGAACCGCCCAAAAGCUAUUGUUUACACUUAUAAAGGAGAAAAUCUAAAUUUCUUUUUACAAUAUCCUGCUAAUGAAUUUACAAUUAAGAGACGGAAAAAUAAAUGGGAUGAGUCAAAAAUCUUUUCAUUCCGGAGAAGUUAA